This is a messenger RNA of Hirundo rustica (Barn swallow), 599 nucleotides long. It is a transcript of the gene CD276, whose product is annotated as CD276 molecule. The annotation marks the transcript as partial. The record is from RefSeq and is a predicted model, not a curated record. The transcript is spliced from 3 exons. Lineage: Eukaryota; Metazoa; Chordata; Aves; Passeriformes; Hirundinidae.
ACCCUCUGCCCCCAGCCCGGGGGCUGCAGCGCUCGCCGCUGCUCCCUGAGAUCACGGGAAUGCCUUCCAAGCUUCGGGAAAACCCCGCCGGCGUUCGGGGAAAGCAGCUCGGGCUUCCCAGAGAGGAUCCUCCCCGCCAGGAUUCCCGGGGCCGUGCCCGCCCCCGCCUCCUCAUCCCGUCUUUCCUGCUGCCGAGGAUGCUCUUCCCGCUGCUGGUGCUGGCGCUGGCGGGUGCCAUGGAGAUCCAGGUGCCGGAGGAGCCCGUGGUGGCCCUGUUUGGCCACGACGCCACCCUGCGCUGCUCCUUCUCGCCCGAGGCCAACUUCAGCCUGGCCGAGCUGAGCCUCAUCUGGCAGCUGACGGACACCAAGCGCCUGGUGCACGGCUUCUCCGGGGGCCGCGACCGCCUGCAGGACCAGGGCCGCGGCUACGCCAACCGCACCGCGCUCUUCUACGACCAGCUGGCCCUGGGAAACGUCUCCCUGCUGCUGCGGCGCGUGGAGAUCGCCGACGAGGGCAGCUUCACCUGCUUCGUGCGCGUGCGCGACUACAACAGCGCCGCCGUCACGCUGCAGGUGGCAGGUGAGGAGGAGGAGCAG